This is a messenger RNA of Patella vulgata (common limpet), 651 nucleotides long. RefSeq names its product cytochrome c oxidase subunit 5B, mitochondrial. The record is from RefSeq and is a predicted model, not a curated record. The coding region runs from base 38 to 499 and encodes 153 amino acids. NCBI's taxonomy places the organism in Eukaryota, Metazoa, Mollusca, Gastropoda, Patellidae. Gene Ontology annotation, biological process: mitochondrial electron transport, cytochrome c to oxygen. Gene Ontology annotation, cellular component: mitochondrial envelope. The transcript has 4 exons.
CGUCGUGAUCGACCUUGUUCACUCUUUACAAAUCAAGAUGGCAGCGGCCCUGUACAGAACGAGUUCUGCAAUAAUUAGACGACCAUCAUUACUAACCUGUGUCAGGGCCUCAUCGGGUCAAGUGGGACCGCCAGCCGAUGAACAUGCCGGCAAAGUCGAAAAUAAAAAGGUUACAAUGCCAGACGGAUUUGGACAUGCUGUUGGUCUUGAAAGAUUUGAAAUGUUGGCUCAUUUAGCUGGAAUUCAGGAUCCUUUUGAGAUGGAUGUGCGUCAGUUUACAAAUAAAGAUGGAACUUUCGACAAGCCAAAUAUAGUUCCAUCUUUAUACCAAAAACGUCUUGUAGGCUGUAUAUGUGAAGAAGAUGAAAUUAAUAUUAAUUGGAUGAACCUACAUAAUGGAGAACCAAAGCGCUGUGAGUGCGGACACUGGUUUAAACUCAAAGUGAUAGAUCCUAAAGACCUUGACUACAGUUAUGUGGUGGACAGCAAGAAGAAAUAAGAUAUAAUUAUAAAUUAAAAAGGAACAAUUUUUAAGGAAUUUCUAAUUAUUUGUUAGUUUUGCCGCAGGGACAGUACUAUCAGCAACAAUGUGACAUUGUUAUAUAUUAUAUUUGUGUGUCCACAUUUAAUAAAAGUAAUAUCGAUAAAAUA